Molecule: messenger RNA, 2475 nt
Organism: Suillus fuscotomentosus
Lineage: Eukaryota; Fungi; Basidiomycota; Agaricomycetes; Boletales; Suillaceae
Exons: 16
Coding region: 1-2475 (824 amino acids)
Molecular function (GO): protein binding
Source: RefSeq, a predicted model, not a curated record
AUGGUCUGUACUGUCGAGGUCAUCCUCCUCAAUCUAUGCGGGUCUCUGAGUAUGACGUGCAGCAAGAUUAUGGUCAUCGUGUCAAGCUUCAUAUUGGAUGAGUUCAAGUACAAGGAGACGUAUGAGACCAGGUAUUGGAGAAGUACGAGUCGAGUACAAGUGGGGAGACGUAUCAGAGACAGAUCGCCUGAAGUGAAUGGUUCGCCUUACUGGUCUGUCUGGCUUCUGCGCGAGCAGCACCAUAUCGUCAACAUCGACGCAUACCAAUGCGGCUUGGAGUGCUAUAUGCACGCGCUUGCGAACCCGCCCGCGAACAAGUCUUCUUCUCUUAGGGGACUCCUCGCUUUUACCGCCAGCAAUGUUUCUCACUGGAACGACGGCCAGGGAUCGGAUCUUAUAUUUGCGGUGUCCACACAUCCAUAUGUCCCACUAGCAGAACUCAUGGAUGCCCUGAUAUUUGUCAGUUAUGUAAUGUUGGACCUUAAGGCGCGUGGUGAAGCUUUGGCAUAUGGGCUGAACCUCGUAUUGAACGCGCUGUAUUUGCGAGAAGGCAAGUUGGAUCCCAUAACUUCUGCGAUACUUACCGAGUUAAGUUUGGACGAUGAUAUUAUACUCCUGAUCGUCGAUAACAACGCAGAUCCUAAACAAAUAGGGGUGGUGUUGGAACAACUACUCCCAUCUUUCAAAGUCAAAUCCGUAAAAUAUGUUGUCAAGCGUCGGAUAUGCAGAUUCCCUGUCAUCGUUGCGCUCCCUGGAGACAGUUCUCAACGUCCCUCUCGCAAGAGGCAUGCUUGUGCCUCCUAUCUUCCGCGGGCCUCGGCGGCAUUUGUUAUGCGUGAUAUAUCCAAACCUGCGAAAGCACGGAGAAGCACCUUGUCCCGUUCCUAUGCAAUUGCGGACCUAAAUGCGAUUCCGCUAGAUGCGUGGGCUCUAGGUUGUAAAUCCGGCGCUGCAGUAAGUCAACUGCACGCGCAUAUGGACCUAUGCGAUGGAGAGCACUGCAACGUAGCUAAGCCCAAAUUCAUGAAAAGAGCCGAGGCAAUGACAUUAGAGAUUGGUCGUGAGUCUGCAGAAGAGGACUUCAAGAAGAUGUCAAAACGCAAGGCCCUCGAAGAAGUUCCGAGCGGUUCUUCUCCACCGACCCCCAAGAGGCGUUUUUUGUCUCGCUCGCCUGUAAUCGCCAAUCUAAUCAUACCGGCACUUGGGACAGCGGAUUCAACGACCCAGUCUCCGUAUUGGCCCUUCCCGAACGAGCUUGUCUUGAUCAUUUUGGAAAAGUUGCCAGCUCGGGAUCUGCGGUCUAUUGCACAGGUGUCUUCUCUCUCUCGGGAGCUAGCGGCACUCUCUACUUUCGUUAUGCGCACAACCUUUUUUCAUACGCCGAAGUAUUUGCGAUGCAAUCUCCUUGACGCAGAUGAUCGUCACCUCGAGGCGCUCCUGGGUUUCUUGGAGUCAUUUGAAAGCACGCAAGUGUUCUUUGUCUCUAUCGUGAAAGAUGGUGAAAUGCUUGGAGAUUUUGCGCCUCUGUUUCAGUCCAUACAAGACUCAAGCUGCAGGAGUCUUCGGUUCUCAGAUCGGGAGGCGUCUUACCAUGCGUAUCCUCCGCCGAUUCUUCCUGACUUGGCUGCUGUUCCAACCCCCUUCAACAGAUGUAAUUUUCAAACAUUCCACACAAACUCGCCUAUAUUUUUCUCCCGAUCCAUGGUUUCCCUCACCCUCUCAUCGUUGCGGAACUCUUCGUUGACCGACCUCAGCAUCACACAUACUUCAUUGAGUGCCCUUCAGUGGACAGCGCUGAUGCGCGACCUUCAUCUCCCGCAGCUUAUAUUCUUGUCUAUUGACAUCGAGUGUCCAACUCUUGCUCUCGUCGAGUUCUUGCCGCGACAUGAAAUUCGCCAGCUUUGGCUUUAUGGUCGAUGCAUUUAUCAUCAUCAUCAUCUUAUGCAGAAAACAGAUGCCCCUCUUAUUCCUUUACAUAGCUUACGCGUUCUCGCUGGACCUCUGUGGUACCUCGUGUCUCUAUUAAGCAAAGUUCGCGCGCCUCUACACAUUCAAACACUCGAAUUGCACCUCGACGAGGAAUCUCUGGCAUCCGCUCCCAAUUACUUGUCUGCGAUCCUGGACAUUACUCAACAAUUCGUUGCUAUAGAUUGCCUGGGACUGAGCUUUUAUCACGGAUCGCUGAUUUCUAGAAGUUUUGACGUCCCAUUGGACGAGUAUCGAACUAUUCCUGUGAAGAAGCUCACUAUUUAUCUACCACAUUGGUACAAAUAUUCAGAUCAACACCCCUUGGCGAGUGUCACAUACAAAGCUACAUCGAGGGCUAAACUAAUUCCUUGGCUAGGAGUCUUCGACCAUGUCGAAGAAGUUCAUCUCAAGCCUGGAAACAUAACAUCAUCUGAGCGGCAGGAACUGGAGGACGCUUUUUACCGCCCAGAGCAUCCCUACCAUUUGGAUAUCGGCAGUUAUUUCUGA